AUGACUCUUGAUGAGAUGAAUCUUGACGAGAUGAUGCGUGCCGAGAUGACUCCUUCGUCAUUCCAUGAAUCUUUGAGUGGUGCGCCUUGCUUUCUUCAACGCAGACGGAUGUCUGAGUGCUCUGCUGCUGCUGUUUUGAAUCUCUCGACGAACUUGCGAAGAGACUCAUCUUUUCCCUGUGCCAUAGUGAAAAGAUUGGUGCUGCCUUUUGACAUAAACAUGCCAAAGUGUUUCAUGAAUGCCGUGCUGAGAUCAUCAAAGUUGUCGAUGGUCUCGGCAGGGAAGGUUCGAAAACCAGCUCGUCGCGUCUUUGUUCAUGUGCUCGAUGAACACUUGACAGUAGUUUGCGUCUUGUUCUUCGGGGGAGGCAUAUUUUGCCUUCUCAUGGCCAUCUCGAAGUUUCUUAGCCAGUUUCGAGGAUCGUCAUUGUUGUAG
Microthlaspi erraticum is the source of this 435-nucleotide messenger RNA. Lineage: Eukaryota; Viridiplantae; Streptophyta; Magnoliopsida; Brassicales; Brassicaceae. The record is from the annotation of a GenBank genome assembly.